Molecule: messenger RNA, 2601 nt
Organism: Styela clava
Lineage: Eukaryota; Metazoa; Chordata; Ascidiacea; Stolidobranchia; Styelidae
Source: RefSeq, a predicted model, not a curated record
UUGAAAAAUUUUAUAUUAACGAAUUCAUUUGUUUGCAAAAAUAAGGAUUCCAGAAGAAAUGAAAGUUACUUUACAUUUGAAUUAUCUCAUUUCAAUACUCAUCAUCGUAUGCGAAUCAGAUGUCAACGUAUUGGAAGAGAAAGCAUCCUGGGAAUCUUGGUUCCGUAUAUCAGAUAUAUGUGUGAUAGAGAUAGAAGAAGACCAUGGUUAUCUCGCUGAAGAAUGGAUACGGCGUUGUAAACUCGGAGAUCGAAUCGUGAAUGACACUAUGUGUGAAGGACCAAACAAAUUUGUUAUUCCUUGUCAAGGAGGGGGCGAACAUGUAGUUGGGGGAGACCCUGUACUGAGUUUGAUAGAAUCACCGUGGCAAGUCUUCAUAGAACUUGACAAUGGCGCUGAUCAAUGCGGAGGUUCACUCAUAAGACAUGAUUGGAUUUUGACUGCUGCUCAUUGUUUCCAAGGGGGUAGUCAAAUUGUAACGAGAAUAACCAUGGGGACGACUAGUAAAUAUGGAAACACGGCAGACGCUGUAAAUACAACGGCAGAAAGGAUUAUUUGUCAUGAAGACUAUACGUCACGAACUUGGGAAAACGACAUAUGUCUAAUUAAGAUUCCGUGGCUGAAAUCUCGAGGAAUAUGGUCCAUUAUCGAUAUAUCACCUGAUUAUAUUGCUGAUAACAUGUCAUUUUGUCGUGUGACUGGCUGGGGAUAUGUUGAAGAUAUGACGCUACCAGAGCAGUUACAAAAAGGUAGCGUAGAAAUAAUAGACCAAAAUAUUUGUAAAGAUUGGUACAAACAAAUUGGUGAUACCAUUCCUAACCGUACAAUUUGCGCCGGAUAUGAGGCCGGCGGCAUAGACACUUGUGGAGGGGACAGUGGCGGUCCGCUUGAAUGUAAUGGAUUACUAUACGGCGUGACAAGUUUUGGACCCGAGAAAUGUGGAUCAGAAAGAUUACCCGGAGUUUACACAAAAGUUGCAGAUUUUUAUGAAUGGAUAGAGGAGGUUAUUUCUAAAUCCCUCAAAGGUUACCACUGGAGUUCAUGGGCAGAGCAAUGCAGUGUCACUUGUGGGGAAGGUGAAAUGUAUCUUAGACGAAAUUGCUUGAACGAGCAUAACGAUACCGUUGAUCCACAAAAUUGCGAUGGGAUUCAUUACGAUAUUGACAUAUGUGUUCUUCCAGAUUGCAUAGAAUACUCAUGGUCCGAUUGGAAAGGAGAGUGCAAUGCAUCGUGUGGAGAAGGAAGCGUGGAGAUGACUCGUGAAUGCCAAGAGAAAAUCAGUAAAAAACGGGAAGAACCCAUUUUAUGCGGCGAUUACCCAACAAAUAUAUAUGGCAAAUGCUUGCAUGCCAAAGAAUGCGAAGAAUAUCACUGGGAAGAGUGGAAAAGCCCUUGUGACGUGACGUGCGGAGUUGGAACUGAAUUUAUUUUAAGAGUUUGCUUCGAUCAAAAAAACAGCGAAGUGUCUCCUGAAAACUGUGGCGUGAAUUCAACACAAAUCAGAACGUGUUUGACUCCGCCAUGCAAAAUAUACGAAUGGGGAGAAUGGGAAAGUACUCACUGUGGUGUUACAUGUGGAGUCAGCUUUCAAACACGAGUAAGAUCUUGCUUCGAUGACGAUCACAACAAAGUUGACAACGCUAACUGCCCACCCGGAUUAUCGUCUGAACGAAAAUCGUGUCGCAUGCCUCCAUGUAAAGUUUAUCGUUGGGGACCAUGGAAAAAAUCUUGCAGUGUUACUUGCGGAACGGGACAACGCCGUAACAUACGCCAAUGCUUGGAUGAAAGAAAUAGCAUUGUCGAUAAAGAAUAUUGCAAGGGGAGAGAUCAGAUUACAAGACCGUGUAAACGCAAAGCAUGUCCUAUGGGAAUUUCAUACAACUGGGGUCCUUGGAGAAAUACAUGUAGUGUAACCUGUGGAGUUGGAAUAGUAACAUCCAUAAGAAACUGUUUGGACAAUAAUAAUAAAGUUGUCAUGAGCUUUUUAUGUGGCGAACAAGCGGCUACGCGGCAAGGAAGUUGUCGUUUGCUACAAUGUAAAUCAUCAAAUACAGCUUUUACUUGGAGUCCUUGGAACGUUAUUUCCGAAUGCACUGUUUCUUGUGGAGGGGGUACUGAGAUUUUGUCUAGGACAUGUCACGAUCAGAAUGGAAAUGAUGUUAGAGAUAGCCAUUGUGGAAUACAAGAUUCUUUCAAAAUUGAUGAUUGUAAUACGAACUCGUGUCAUGGAGGAGGAAGCUUCUAUGUAUGGGGUAGGUGGGAACCUUGGUCAGCAUGCCGAGUUACCCCAACGAAUUCGGAUCAAUGUGACGGUUAUCAAACAACUUUUCGAUCAUGCAUGAAUGGACGUCGUAACGUUCCACCUCAUCAAUGUAGUCAGCCACCGGAAAACUUCAAACAAAGAGCUUGUACACCUUCCGGGUGUGAGGAUUCAAUUCCAACAGUAGAAUUUCAAGAAUGGCGGAGAGAAUUUUUCGAUUCGGGAAUUGGAAGAUAAUUGUGCAGUAUAAAGUGAUCUUGGCUUGAACAAAACUCCCAAGAAAUGAUAUUACCUCCCUCCAUGUAUUGUAAAAUUUAUAAAUACACAUCUUAGCUUAGUCA